AUGAGGCUUUUCCAAAAGUACAGCGAAUUAGAUUUGAGAUAUCCAUUAUAAGAGCCAACACUAAUGACUAUUUCAGCAAUCGAAUUCUUUAUUAUGGGUCCCCUUUGCGUUUGGAUUGCUUUAAGAAUAAAAUAUCAAAGAAACGAGAUUUUAACAAAUUACUUGAUUGGAAUUACAUCAGCUAUCCAAAUAAUGGGAACAAUAUUCUUUGUUGCUAAUGAAUGGUCUAGAAACUUUAAAGAUGUUUGCCAAUAAAGUUGCUUCACCUAUACUUUUGAAAAUAUAUUUUAUUUUUGGAUAUUUUUUGUUGCUGCUAAUCCCGUAUGGAUCAUUGUUCCAUUAUUAUGUAUAAGAACAGCAUCUAUAAAUCUCUAAAAUAAGCUUGAGGGAAAAAGUAAAAGGGCUUGA
Paramecium tetraurelia is the source of this 408-nucleotide messenger RNA. RefSeq lists its product as uncharacterized. Gene Ontology annotation, molecular function: C-8 sterol isomerase activity; cholestenol delta-isomerase activity; steroid Delta-isomerase activity. Lineage: Eukaryota; Ciliophora; Oligohymenophorea; Peniculida; Parameciidae. The record is from RefSeq and is a predicted model, not a curated record. Gene Ontology annotation, cellular component: membrane; endoplasmic reticulum. Gene Ontology annotation, biological process: sterol biosynthetic process. The transcript has a single exon.